Molecule: messenger RNA, 1698 nt
Organism: Bipolaris maydis ATCC 48331
Lineage: Eukaryota; Fungi; Ascomycota; Dothideomycetes; Pleosporales; Pleosporaceae
Product: fatty acid desaturase-domain-containing protein
Biological process (GO): lipid metabolic process
Cellular component (GO): membrane
Molecular function (GO): oxidoreductase activity, acting on paired donors, with oxidation of a pair of donors resulting in the reduction of molecular oxygen to two molecules of water
Source: RefSeq, a predicted model, not a curated record
AUGGCCACCCAGACAGACAGGAAAUCCAAAGUGCUCAGCCGGCGCGAAAUCGAGGCUCAGAUUGCCAAUGGGCGCUCAAUUGUCAUCGUGGACAGUGCAGUACUGAAGCUCGAUGCCUGGCUGCCGUACCAUCCAGGCGGUGACAAAGCCAUCCGACACAUGGUGGGACGCGAUGCAACAGAUGAAGUCACUCGCUUUCACUCCACGCAAACGCUCCAGCUCAUGAGCCGCUACCAGAUUGGUCGAGUCGAGGGGCGGUGGACCAACUUCCUACCACCGAUACAAGGAGGGAAGUUCAGGACACAGGAAGAGCUGGAUAAACUCUCCGAAGAAGAGUAUGCGACGUCAGUCUCUUCCUCGGACCAAGAAGCCACUAGCUCUUCAUCUUCUGCAGACAACAGCCCCCUGUUUGAACCAGCAGACCGAACCUCCGAUCCUCUUCGCAAGCGCAAUGGCAACACCACCAGAGCCUCCUCGACAUCGAGCAUCUCUUCAGCCGGGCUCGACCAAAAGUCUCCAAAAAUGUCCCUUCUCGACAGACGAACCCAGGAAGAGUUGGACUUGGAUAAGGCCAAAUACCCGUCGGUCGACUUUGUCACCCAGGACAACAUCACACAAAAGUACCGUGAGCUGCAGGUACGCAUCAAGGAAGAAGGGCUGUAUGAAUGCAAUUAUGGUGCAUACGGCAUCGAAUGCCUACGCUACGGCUCCUUCCUGGCCGCAUUCCUGUUUCUGCUACAUGCGGGCUGGUACAUCACCAGCGCCAUUCCCCUUGCAUGCCUCUGGCAUCAACUUACGUUUACGGUCCAUGAUGCUGGACACAUGGGCAUCACCCACGAUUUCACCACAGACUCUACCAUUGCAAUGUUCAUUGCAUCCUUCAUGGGUGGCUUGAGCGCUUGCUGGUGGAAGUACAACCACAACGUCCACCAUUUCGUCACCAACCACCCUGAACACGACCCGGAUAUCCAAUACAUUCCCUUGUUCUCCAUUACGCACCGUUUCAUGGAAAGUCUCACAACGACCUUUUACGGCUGGGUUAUGGAGUAUGAUGCUUUUGCGAAAUUUAUGAUCCGCAUCCAACACUAUACAUACUACCCGAUCAUGCUCUUUGCACGCUUCAACCUUUACAGGCUAUCCUGGAUGUAUUUGCUCGGUGGAAAGGGUCCCAAGAAAGGCCCUGCAUGGUGGCACCGCUACUUUGAGAUUAUGGGUAUAAUGGUCUUCUGGGCAUGGUACGGCUAUGGAGUCGUGUACAAGUCGAUACCAGACAACUGGAGCCGCUUCUGGUUUGUGCUCAUCACCCAUGCUUUGACCUCACCACUCCAUGUACAGAUCACAUUGUCUCACUUCGCAAUGAGUACUGCAGAUCUGGGUGUUCACGAGUCCUUUGCUCAGAAGAUGCUGCGAACGACCAUGGACGUUGACUGUCCACAGUGGCUAGACUUCUUCCAUGGAGGUCUCCAGUUCCAGGCUAUCCACCACUUGUACCCUCGCAUUCCACGGCACAACCUGAGGAAGACUCAGAAGCUAGUGCAAGGGUUUUGCAACGAGGUGGAUAUACCAUAUGCGCUCUAUGGCUUCGUAGAUGGCAACAAGAUGGUCAUUGGGAGGCUGGCAGAUGUGGCCAGGCAAGCAGCUAUCCUCGCAGAGUGCCAGCGGACAAUUAUUGCAGAGGGUGAUUAUGGACUGCACUGA